This is a messenger RNA of Knipowitschia caucasica, 336 nucleotides long. Lineage: Eukaryota; Metazoa; Chordata; Actinopteri; Gobiiformes; Gobiidae. The record is from the annotation of a GenBank genome assembly.
AUGGAGGAGAAGACACAGGCUGGCUGGCCUCUGGCAUCAUCCGUGGUGGUUCGUGCGUCUGCUGGACCAGGUCACUUUCCUCCUCUGCCUGGCACUUGCAUCAAACCUGUUGCUGUAAACGCGGCCAAUUUUCCCCCAGUAGGAGGCACCAGUAUCAAGCACUGCAGCCCAGAAAGUAAUGGGGACCUUCUCAAAUCUGAAUCUAUGUGUGGGUUUUAUGCCCACACCAGAAGCGCCCCUCCCCCCGCCUCGUCCCACCUGCUGGACCUGUCCUCCUGCUGCUAUGAGACCAGCUCCUCUGCUUCCUUUGUCUUUGUGUUCCAGCCGUCCACUUGA